AUGUACUCUCAAACUCACCAGCAGGGCCAUGGCGCCCGGCUGAACGGUGCCGGACGCGGCAUCCCAAACAUGAUGUACAACUAUCAGCAACAUCAACACCCCUCCCAGGCCCAGCACCACCAGGGCCUCGCACAGACUGACCAUGGCCUCUCGGGCGCUAACGGCCUCGGCGGGCACCACGGUGCCUUUGCCAUGACUAGCUCCUCUCCCUUUGUUGCCGGCCUGACGAAUGGCCAUGGCGCGGCAUCCAGAGUGGCCCAGAAUCCUCCCAACGAGAUGUGGUCGGAGCAGAUGCGGCUGCACAAGGAGGCCGAGAGGGCCCAUUCGGCCAUGACGGAUCAGCAGCAGCCGCACUACUACGCCCGGCUCAAGGCUUCGGAAAAUAAGGGCAUCGGUGGCCCCCCGCCAUCAUCCUCCCGCAUGCAGGCAGACAACGAGAACGACCUCGUUGACAGGCGGCGGCCAUACGACUCGGCCGAGACGAGGCGACAGGACUGGCACAAUAUGGACAUGUCGGGCCAGGGCCUGCGAAACCUCGCUCCCGAGCUGUUCCGCUACCAGUUCCUCAACGAGCUGUACAUUGCGUCCAACAAGCUGACCCGCCUCCCGAAACAGAUUGGCGAGCUCCGCCAGCUCCGCCACCUCGACGCCUCCUACAACCAGAUCCACGAACUGCCCGCCGAGCUGGGCAUGUGUACCUACCUCAAGCAGCUACUGCUCUUCAACAACAACAUCACCGAGCUCCCCUUCGAGCUAGGAUCUCUGCACAUGCUGGAGAUGCUAGGCAUAGAGGGGAAUCCCCUUGAGGGCAAUUACAAGCACGAGAUUGUGGAGAAGGGGACAAAGAGCAUCAUAAACACCCUGAAGGAGAGUGCUCCCGCCCCCCCUGUACCCGCGCCUAGACCAGAAAUCAUCAUCCAGGAGGAUGUGUCGCCAAGCCUGGAGAGGAUCAAGGUGUUCUCGUGGAACAUUCUCUGCGACAAGUACGCGACGCCGCAGACAUACGGAUACACGCCAUCGGACGCGCUCAACUGGGAUUACCGACGCGCGUGCAUCCUGGAGGAGCUGCGGGACAAGGAUGCCGACUUCCUCGCGCUGCAGGAGGUGUCGACGGACGCUUUCAAGGAGGACCUGAGCCCACCGCUGGCACGCAUGGACUACAAGGGCGUGCACUGGCCCAAGUCGAGGGCCAAGACCAUGUCAGAGCGGGACGCGCAGUCGGUGGACGGAUGCGCCGUCUUCUACAAGAACACCAAGUUUAUUCUCCUAGACAAGCAGGUGGUGGAGUUUGCCAGCAUCGCCAUCAACCGGCCCGACAUGAAGAACCAGCACGACGUCUUCAACCGGGUGAUGCCCAAGGACAACAUUGCCGUCAUCUGCUUCUUCGAGUCGAGGCUGACGGGCGCGCGCAUCAUCCUGGUCAACGUGCACCUUACCUGGGACAUAGCUCUGGCCGACGUCAAGGUGAUCCAGACGGGCAUCCUGAUGGAGCACGUCGCCAAGAUGGCGGAUAAAUAUGCGCAGUGGCCGGCCGUCAAGGACAAGAAGAUGAUUACGAUCCCGCGGUCGGACGGUGCAGAGACGCCCCCACCCCAAGCCGAACCGGGCCCGAGCCAAGAAUACAAGGCGGGCACGGACAUUCCGCUAUUCGUGUGCGGCGACUUCAACUCGACCGAGGACUCGUCCGUGUACGACCUCAUGGCUAAGGGUCGGGUGCCGCCGGAUCACCUGGAGCUGUCCAGCUAUCAAUACGGAAAUUUCACGCGCGACGGCAUUGAGCAUCCGUUCAGCAUCCGCGACUCGUACGCCCACAUCAAGAGGACGGCUGACGAGCUGCGCUUCACAAACUACACACCCGGCUUCACCGACGUCAUCGACUACAUCUGGUACACGACGAACUCACUCGAGGUGGUCAGCGUGCUGGGCUCACCGGAUCCGGAAUAUCUGUCGAGAAUACCUGCCUUCCCGUAUUGGCACUUCCCCGCUGAUCAUAUCCAGAUCAUGUCCGAGUUUGUCAUCAAGGGGAGGAAAGACAAGAAGCGUCUACCGGAACGAGAGGUGGAUUUCGGCAACAACUCGAGGUGA
Messenger RNA from Geosmithia morbida, 2085 nucleotides. RefSeq names its product CCR4-NOT transcription complex subunit 6. The transcript has 2 exons. Gene Ontology annotation, molecular function: poly(A)-specific ribonuclease activity; protein binding. Lineage: Eukaryota; Fungi; Ascomycota; Sordariomycetes; Hypocreales; Bionectriaceae. The record is from RefSeq and is a predicted model, not a curated record. Gene Ontology annotation, biological process: nuclear-transcribed mRNA poly(A) tail shortening. Bases 1 to 2085 code for a protein of 694 amino acids. Gene Ontology annotation, cellular component: nucleus; CCR4-NOT complex; cytoplasm.